Messenger RNA from Plasmodium vinckei vinckei, 2238 nucleotides. RefSeq names its product transcription factor with AP2 domain(s), putative. The record is from RefSeq and is a predicted model, not a curated record. Lineage: Eukaryota; Apicomplexa; Aconoidasida; Haemosporida; Plasmodiidae. The transcript has a single exon. The coding region runs from base 1 to 2238 and encodes 745 amino acids. Gene Ontology annotation, molecular function: DNA-binding transcription factor activity. Gene Ontology annotation, biological process: regulation of DNA-templated transcription.
AUGAAUACACAGUUUGAAAAUUUCGAUGAACUACUAAAAGAUUUAGAUUUAAAAAAUUAUGUGAGUUUUGUAAAAAAGUGCUUUAAAAAUGGAAUAAAAAAAAAUGAAGAAAAUAUAUGUUCUCAAGACUUGCGAAAUUUAGCAAAAUGUUUACCUCGAGUUUCAGGGGUUUGGUAUGACUUACAUAAAAAUAGUUGGGAGGCAAGAUGGUCUGAAGGAGCAAAAUCUGCAAGAAAAUAUUAUUCUGUUCAGAAAUUUGGAUUUCAUGAAGCAAGAAAACUAGCUAUUAAGACAAUAAAAACAAAAGAAAUAAAUUAUAUAUAUAAUAGUAUUAAUGAAGAUUUUAAUAAGCCAUUAAAAUGGAAUUUAAAUAAUGAUUUUCUAGAAAUUAAUCAUGACCCAACUAUAAAUUUAAAAAAAAAAUAUAGAACUACAAAUUGUAAAAUUAAAGAAAUAAAAAUUAAAAAAGAUUUAAUUGGUAUUGAAAAUUAUAGUAAUACAAAUAUUGGAAAACGAUUAAAAAAUGUAAAAAAAAAUAAUUCAACUUUUAUUUGUUCUUUACAAAAUGAAAAUUACUAUGAAAAUGAUGAUACACAAAUCGAUACAACUAAUUGUACUAUUAAAAAUAUCGAUGAAAUAAAUAGCCAAUGUAAUAAUAAAAUGGAUAUACUUAAUUAUAAAAAUGAUUUAUGUAUUGAUAAUGAUGAUACAAAUAUUACACUAAAUGAAUCUGCUUCUUUGAGUUCAAAAGACACAGCUUUAUUUAUUCCAAAAAAUAAAAUCCAUGGAAAAAAAGAAAUAAAAAGACAGAAUGUUAUAUCACCAUUAGGUAAUACUAAUACUAGCAUUAAUAAUAAAAAUGGAACUACUCUUAUUUCUUCAGACAUGUUAUAUAAAAAUGAAAAAUAUUCUGAAAGUGCAAGCAAUUUUAGUAGUAUAGUUAAAGUGACAGACGAUACUAUUCCUUAUGGUGAAAACAAUGACCAUUUUGAGUGUAGUGGUAGAUCCAUUUCAGUAAUCCCAGAAAAAAAUAUUGUAAGUUACAAAAAUGUUAAAAAAAAUAAUAAUACAAUAAAUUCUGAACAUAUAUCUUCAGUAUCAAACUGUAAUAAAAAAAUGGGGCCUAACAAUAUAAGUAAAGAAAAGUGUAGUAGUAAAAAUAGGGAUACCAUAAAAAAUGAUAUUUUUUCAAAAAAAAAAAAAAAAAAUAUAUUCGAAACACAAAAUGAGCAAAAUUUUAAUAAUAGUAAUAACAAAAUGAAUGUCACAAAAUCGGGAAUUAUAGAAAAUGUUGAAGACUGUCUUAAUCUUAAUAUUUCUACUAUAGACAAAAAUUUUAUUAAUCCAAUAAUCAACUCUCAAAGUAAUAAAGUUCCAUCAUUUGAAUAUUCAGAUGAAAUAAAUUGUUUAAGAGAUGAUGUACCAUAUGGUUGUAGCAACCAUCUCUAUAUAAAAAAAAAUGUCGAUUUUUCAAAUUUACAAACACAAUAUGAUUUAGGUGAAAAUAAAAAAAAUAAAUUUUCUGAAUUAGCAUUAAUAAAUAUAAAAAAUGAAAAAAAAUCUGUAACUGUAAUUUCUCCCCAUGAAACAAACAAGUAUGAAGAUCUUUGUAAAGAUGAGGAUAUAGUUAGCAAAUACAAUUGUAGAGGUAAAUGUACAAACAUAUUUAAACGGAAAUAUAAUAAAAUGGUUGAUGAUUCAUCUACUAGUGAACUAGCCAUAUCUGAUAAAAAUCAGUCAAAUAUAAAUGGCUGUUUCAAUGGAAACACGUAUGGAUUUACUGAUAAUGGAAAUGAAGGUAACAAGAAAAAUGAUGAUCCUACAAAUUUUGAUAAAACACCCAAAUUACGUAAAAAAAAUAAAGGAUCUAAUAAUUUUUGUGAUAAAAAAAAUAAUUAUAAUGGUGAAUUAAAUUUAAAAGAUUCUAUACAUUCAGAUACUUUACACAUUUUCAAAAAUGCAAUAAAUUUAUUAUUGAAUGAUUUAAAAUAUAAAUGUAUACCUAAUUUUGAUAAAAAAAUUUUGAAUAUAAUUGAAAUAAUAGAUAAUCAUACAAAUUAUGUAAAUUCAACUUUUAAUGAAACAUUUUUAAUAACUUAUGUUCAUUUAUUUGAUACUUGUGUAUCCAAUAAUAUUUUACCUAGCCAAAUGGAUCCUAAAAUUCAAAAAAUAUUUUGCAAUGCUUUGAUAGCAUUUCACAUUUUGUUGUUUAAUUUUCAACGAUCUAAAAAAUAUUAG